This is a messenger RNA of Fomitopsis serialis, 4827 nucleotides long. Its product is annotated as P-loop containing nucleoside triphosphate hydrolase protein. Lineage: Eukaryota; Fungi; Basidiomycota; Agaricomycetes; Polyporales; Fomitopsidaceae. The transcript has 21 exons. The record is from RefSeq and is a predicted model, not a curated record. Bases 289 to 4758 code for a protein of 1489 amino acids. Gene Ontology annotation, cellular component: intracellular anatomical structure. Gene Ontology annotation, molecular function: protein binding; ATP binding; RNA binding.
UACGAACUCGAGAUCCUGCACGAUCGUCCCAAGCCGCCACCACCUUGUCGAUUGCGUCGGGACGACUCGCUUAUGAAGUGGUCCAGCACUCGACUCAUGCACCGCAUCCUCAGAUACAACCCACUUUUGUCGCAAUCACCUAGGUGGCGAUAAUUCGCCACAGCAGCUCUUGAAUCUCACACCAGUACCACCCGCAGCACCCGUACCCAGCAGCACUAUCGGCCAAGGCAAGUUUGACGGAGGAUUGCGUGAACAAGGAAGAAAGUAGGGUGUCCACAUUACCCCGUCAUGGGGACGAAAAAGAAGAAAACGCAGCUCAAGCCAGUGGCGAGAGGCUUUGCGACCACCUCUGUGCCGAAGAAGGUAAUCCCUGUGGCAGACGUCGCCGAAGAUAGCGAUUCUCCAGCAGAUCUCAAGGAACCCGAGGUCAAGGGAGAUCCAUCUUCAUCAUCCAGCGAUGUCACGAAAAAUCCCGAAGAUGCGUCAGGACAGACUCUGGGUGAUGUAGAUGCCGGUCUCCAAGGACUUGUGGACAAGUUCCAGGACAAGACGGAGAAAGACAUCGUUAGAACCAUCAAGGCCAUCGAACAGGAAAGGCGUUUCGCUGAGACCAUGAAAUCUCUGGAAUUCGACUCAACCCUAGUACAACGUGUGCUAGAGCUAUCGAUCGAGUCCGAGCGCCGAGAACUUGAGCCUAUCGUCGACGAAUCAGCAGAGAAGGCAGUAUCACGUCUGGCUGUCACCUAUGGGGUCCUCAGACGGCUAGGUUUCUCAGAAGAGAGAGUGGAAGAAUGCCUACGAGCCAUCAAUGGAAUCGACCUGGAGGAGGCUUUCGAUUGGCUGCACCUGCACUGCACCGAUGACGAGUUACAGGUAGACAAGGACGUCGAUGGUACUGAGGCGACAAAUUCCAAAUCAGCCAGCGUCCCUUCGACUCCUCGGACAACACAACAUUCAAUACCUGGUCGCAGCCGUCCUGACAUCCCGUCGUCGUCGAUGCCACAGUCCCCGCAAAAGACAGGGUUCUCGGGACAUCUUGACGCCAGUGCGCCGGUUUUCGUGCCCAGCGGCCUCUCUUCGCCCUACACGCCUCAAGGCAAAGCUCAAUUUUCAGUGCCAGGGGACGAGACACCGAGUUCGAAUACUCAUAGCUCGAACAGCUCUGGGAGCUGGUCCCCGAUUGAUGAUCCAAAUGCCACCUUCGUGCAACUAAAGAUGCAGAUAUCAGCACUCACUACGCAUCGACAACCUGGCGAAACACGAGACGCAUCUUUUCUGCAUGAUUUGCAACGGCGCCUCGAGGAAGUGAAGAAGGAUUAUCUCUUUGAUGAAGCUGAGGCCGAAAGCCAAUUCCGUAUCGAGCGCGAGAGGGCCGAUGCUCGUCUACUGCAGUCGAAACUGCGUGGGACUAGUACACCGACAUCUCCUAUAACUCCCUCGACCCCGAGUCCUUCAGCGCCUCGCAAGCCGAAGACUAUUCAGACACAGCCUUCUGACUCUGGAGGUGACGCAGAGGAGGACAUCUUCGACGAGGAAGAGUCGGCAGGCGGGAUGUUCGAACUUCUGGAAGCAAUGCCUACAACUGAAGUCGCGCAGAACGGGACAUCGGUGAAUGUCCGGGAUAUGGCUCUUCCAAAGCAUUGGUCCGGUCGCACUCCGAAGUCUGUGCUGGCGGAGCGGGUGCACAAAGUCGACAGGUUUGCCGCUAUCAUGUAUGCCGACGUCUCAGGAACUAGUCGCGCGAAGAGGGCCAAGGUUGAUAUCCGCUGGACUGGUGGCAAAACAGAUUUAUGGUCCAUGGACGACGUAGCAUGCCAUGACAUGUCGCAGGCGGAGCAGUACAUCUCAACUGUAGCUCUGCAUGCUCUCGCGUUUCCUCAGUCUGAGGGAUUCGCAUUGGGUGCUACGGCAGGUACGAACAGUCAGACAGCUUUCAGAUUGUUGCCUGCUAUCCAUCGUGAUCUAUGGGACGAGCUCGAGAAGCAGAGACUCGCGCAAGACAAUGCCAUCAAUCGCGGUAUAUGGACCAAACUGAAUUCUAUGUUGGAACCGAAGCUGAAGACCGAACGAGAGGCUACGGAGAGGAGUGCGAAGCUUGCAACCGAUCUCAAGCAGCGUCAUGGAAGCCGAAGCUACUUUGUCGGGAGUGACCUGAAUCCCGAGCAGAUUAUGGCUGGCUUUCAAGCACGUCAAACAAAUCCCGCAUACCAGGACAUGCUUCGCCAGCGAGAGCAGCUUCCUAUCGCACAGUAUCGCAAUGACAUCGUCGCGGCUCUGGAGACGUCUCAAAUCCUAGUACUGAGUGGUGAGACCGGCUGUGGGAAGUCUACUCAAGUACCCUCCUUCAUUCUUGAAGAUCAUCUGUCGAAAGGCAAGCACUGCAAAAUCUAUUGCACCGAGCCUCGCCGGAUCUCUGCGAUCUCGCUGGCGCAGCGUGUGUCGCGAGAGUUGGGCGAGCCUGCCGGUGCAGUGGGUACAGCCGGGUCCAUAGUAGGAUACUCCAUCCGUUUGGAGAGCAACAUCACGAACAGGACACGUUUGGCGUAUGUCACGAAUGGUAUCGCUCUACGCAUGUUAGAAGGCGGGUCGGGUCAGGGAGGUCAGGGAACGGCUUUCGACGAAAUCACGCACAUAAUCAUCGAUGAAGUUCACGAACGCACCAUCGAGUCUGACUUCCUGCUGAUUGUUCUCAAGUCCCUGCUCCUAGAGCGCCCCGAGCUCAAGGUCGUUCUUAUGUCUGCUACUGUAGAGGCGGAGAAGAUCUCGAACUACUUCGGCGGUGCUCCUGUCCUCUAUGUGCCUGGACGAACCUUCCCUGUCGACGUCCGCUUCUUGGAGGAUGCUGUGGAGUUGACUCAAUGGAAACUCACUGAGGGAUCUCAAUAUGCUCGCCGUGGAUAUGACAAGUUCUCACGAAGCAAGGCACGCAACGAAUGGUCCGAGGACGCUGUCCCUGUGGACGACGAUGACGAUGAGACAACGCAGGAGAACGUCAAGCUCGAGAAACGGUACUCGGCCUUGACCGCCAACACAAUCAAUCUACUCGACGAACGUCUCGUACCCUUCGAUCUCAUCGUCCGCCUUCUGGAACGCAUAUGCCUUGAGGACGCUGCCUACGCUACGUAUUCGGCGGCAGUUCUAAUCUUCAUGCCUGGGAUGGGCGAGAUUCGACGACUGAAUGAUCUCUUGAUGGAGCACAACGCCUUCGGUGCUGAGGACCGGUUCAGGGUCUAUCCGCUGCACUCCACGAUCUCGAGCGAGCAGCAAGGGGCAGUAUUUGACAUCCCGCCCCCUGGGAUACGCAAGAUCGUGAUAGCGACGAACAUCGCCGAGACUGGUAUCACUAUUCCUGACAUCACGUGCGUCAUCGACACAGGAAAGCAUCGCGAAAUGAGGUUUGACGAGAAACGUCAGAUCAGUAGACUCGUGGAGACGUUCAUUGCCAGGAGUAAUGCUGCUCAGAGGCGCGGCCGUUCAGGCCGUGUUCAGUCUGGACUCUGUUUCCAUCUCUUCACCAGGAUUCGUCACGACACAAGGUCAGGCCUUCUAACUCCGUAUCUUCUGGCUGCUCAUCCCGACCCGGAGAUGAUGCGCCUGAGUCUCAGCGACCUCGCAUUGCGUAUCAAGAUCAUGAAGGUGAAGCUUGGCACGACCAUCGAAGACGUGCUGUCUCGGGCAUUGGAUCCGCCACUCCCCGUGAACAUUCAACGUGCUGUCUCUGCCCUGGUGGAGGUCCGGGCUCUGACUCCUUCAGAGGAGAUCACGCCCAUGGGUCGCUUGUUGAGCAAGCUACCAACCGACGUGCACCUUGGGAAGUUCUUACUCACAGCUACGCUCUUCCGCUGUCUGGAUCCAGCCCUUACCAUUGCGGCCACCCUCAAUGCCAAGUCUCCCUUCGUCUCACCAAUGGGGUUAGAGCAAGCAGCUGAUCGCGCAAAGAUGUCUUUCCGCGUCGAGAACUCUGACUUUCUGACCAUCCAUAACGCCUUUGCAAGUUGGCGGCGUGCAUGUGCUAACGGCCAAGCCCAAGCGCGAAAGCUCUGCAAAGAGUACUUCUUGAGCUAUCAAAAUCUGCAACAAAUCGAGGAGCUCCGGCAGCAAUUCCUUGGAUAUCUGGUCGACUCGUCGUUUUUGCCAGCGGACAACGCGUUCGUGCGUGAACUGAGUCGAGCACGAUACAACCGAAGCCGGACACGUUUCGUCACUGUGCCGCCGGACAUGGAUGCCUGCAGCGGGAACGUGCACCUCCUGAAUGCCGCUCUCGCAGCUGGCCUGUACCCGAAGAUCCUGUCGAUCGACCCUUCUAAUGGCGCGCUGAAGACCAUCUCGAACAACCAGCUAGUCGCUUUCCAUCCGUCGUCGGUCAACUUUGGCAAGCGGGCGACGGAGUUUGGGGUCAACCAUUUGUGCUACUUCACGUUGAUGCAAUCGAAGAAGCUGUAUGCAUGGGAGACGGGACCUGUAGAUGACUUGGCCAUGGUCCUGCUCUGCGGAGAACCUGAAUUCAAGAUGGCCGCCGGCCUUGUGUACAUCGACCGGAAGAUCAAGUUCCGUUUCUCACCCAAGACUGGGGUCGCUCUCAAGCUCCUCAGGACUCAACUGGGCUCGUUGCUAUCAACACAGAUGCGAACGAGACCGCUGUCGGAAACGCAGGUGCUAUGGAAUGAUCUCGCUAUGAUGGUUUUGGGGAAGGUCAGACCAGAGGAGCCAGGAAGACAACUGGAUAGUAUAACGCUGGUAGUCAACAGGCCAUCAUGACUACUCAUGACACUUACAGUAGAACGUAUGCACAAUAUGAUCUGACCAAGACAAUCCAUGCCCUGCAAC